UAAUUAACGAUAAAAUGGUUUUUUUGGUUCGACUACCUCCGGCUUUAUCCUUGUUGCCGCCAACUCCAUAGCUUCGUCUGACGUUUCCCAUGGCGGGCGAGGCUGAAGGCCUGCUCUUCCUCGUCUGCCGGCAGAUCGAAGAGAUCAAGACGCUCACUGACCGUGCCGCUGCCUACGCCGCCCUCCUCCAGGUCCUCCACCGCGGCGCCUCCGACCAUCCUCCUUCCCUCGAAGCCCUCGCCGAUUCCUUCCCGUAUCUCCUCCCCCUCCUGCUCUCCGACAUCCACCACUUUGACGAAGAGACCGCCGCGUAUUCUCUGAAGUGCCUCGGCUUCAUGCUGUACCACCCUUCUCUCGUAACGAGGAUUUCAGAGGACGGCGCGAUCCUGGCCCUGGAAUCGCUUGUGAAGCUGAUAACUAUAACAAGGAUGAAGCAUAUAUGUAACUUGGGCGUGUGGUGCUUCGCCGUUCAGCAAAUAGGACCUUCGGCUGUCAAGUUCUGCUUGCACUUGAUAUUGGAAGCCAUUAUUCACGCACUUGACAACCCUUUUGGUUCUCUGUCAAUCACAUAUGAGGCCACUCAGGCUUUAAUGGCACUAUCUAAGUUUUCUGUGGAAAUGAGAAACAUGUCAAACAUUUGGGUUCUGCCACUGUGCAGAAGACUUAUUAGCAACAACAAGAGAGAAAGGGAUAUAGCAGAGAGAUGCCUCCUGAGGACAAAAUCCAUUAUAUGCCCUUCGCCAAUUAUUCUUUCCAUGGCAGUGAUGUCUGACGUUAAGCGAAAACUUCUUCCAACAAUGAUGGACAUGAUGGAAGUUACACAAGAUCAAAGACAAAACAUUGCCAUUAUCCAAGCUUGGGGAUGGUAUAUCAGCCUUCUUGGUUCCGACGCACUUAAAGAUAGACAUUUAGUUAAUAAAAUGCUCAAAAUUCCUGAGCAAACAUUUGUUGAUCCUGAUAUUCAAGUUCAAGUGGCUACGCUGGUUGCAUGGGAAUCUUUAAUUGAUGCACUUCUGCCAUCUCAGUUUACUGAAAUUUGGAUAAAUAUAAUUCAAAAUGAGAUUAAGCAAACUAGACAAGCAACAGUUGCUGCUCCUGAUGUAAAAAUUGAUGGCCUGCUACGAAGAAUAAAAGUUCUGAUGACCCCAAUACAUGGAAUCUUGUCAAGCAAAUGUGAUCUAUCAGUUCAGUUGCGGUGUUUGCUUACAUGGAGGUAUCUUCUACGUAAAUUGGAUCUUUCGGUAAACUAUCCUUCAGUUAUUUCCACAACCUUUUGGCAAACUCUUAAAGUGGUAUUUUUGAAGGGACCCAAUGAUGAGAACAGGCAUGUUUGGAACACUUGCAUUGAUUUGCUUGAUGAAUUUCUUUUGUCAAAACUUACUGUUGGCAAAACGAUCCUGAAUGGUGAGAAGCACUCACUCUUUCCAGCUGAACAAACUGACCAAUCUGGAGCAGUGGAUCGUCCUAUCAAGUGGUUGCCGUGGGAUAUCAAGGACCUGAGCGAGCAGUUAAAUGUGGUUUUCUCAAUCAUCCUUCCUGAAAAAUUUGAGAUUAUGACAAGUGAAUGCAGAAGUCUGACACUAGAUACUGGCUUAAAGAUUUACAGAUCAGUUUUGAAGGGUGUUCAAGCUGAGAUAAAAAGAAUUCCUCAAUGCCACGAGAAGGUCAACAUUUACAUUACUACCAUAUCUAUGUUUAUAAAAGAGGUUCGUGAAACUAUGGCAUCAAACCAUAGUGCCCAUCAAUACAGGGACUUUUCAUUGGUGCAUGUUCAGUUUACAGAGGCAACAAGAGAUGAGCUAGAACAUUCACUUCUAUCGCCCUUCAACAUAAAACAGAUUGGUUCUGAAGUACUUUGCUAACUUGAAACAAACACAAGAAGGGAAUUCAACGCACUUCUCAGGAUUCGACUAUACGGAAUUCAUGUGUGAGGCUGUUUCCUAAAGAGGUGGUGCCAUACAUGUAUGUGGAGCAAGACUCUCAAUGUGUGCAUCAUACUUGCAAUGCUGGGGAGAUGAGAUUCUUAUGAUCCCGAAUUGUUCGCUUCCUAACCGAUGUUCUUGUUCCGAUCUAUUUGAUCAAUGAAUUUCGCAUAUUGUAUAUCCCAACCAUCGCAUUAUGAAUUUGGAUUAACAACAACAAAAUUGAGACAUGGUAUUGAUACUUUGUCUGAAUUUGUAAGAAACCGCUAAUUGGCUUCUAAUUUUCUUGGAAUCCAAUGCCCAAAAAAAUCUUGUAAAAAAUGCCUCUAAUUU
Molecule: messenger RNA, 2255 nt
Organism: Zingiber officinale
Lineage: Eukaryota; Viridiplantae; Streptophyta; Magnoliopsida; Zingiberales; Zingiberaceae
Exons: 7
Coding region: 90-1862 (590 amino acids)
Biological process (GO): telomere maintenance
Cellular component (GO): nucleus
Source: RefSeq, a predicted model, not a curated record